Lacerta agilis (Sand lizard) is the source of this 385-nucleotide messenger RNA. It is a transcript of the gene LSM2, whose product is annotated as LSM2 homolog, U6 small nuclear RNA and mRNA degradation associated. Lineage: Eukaryota; Metazoa; Chordata; Lepidosauria; Squamata; Lacertidae. Bases 49 to 336 code for a protein of 95 amino acids. Gene Ontology annotation, molecular function: RNA binding. The transcript is spliced from 5 exons. The record is from RefSeq and is a predicted model, not a curated record. Gene Ontology annotation, biological process: mRNA splicing, via spliceosome. Gene Ontology annotation, cellular component: U4/U6 x U5 tri-snRNP complex; precatalytic spliceosome; P-body.
UUCUGGUCCACGCGGAUUCUCUGCUGCUGCGCCUGGCGAGCGGCGGCGAUGCUUUUCUACUCAUUCUUCAAGUCCCUGGUAGGGAAGGACGUGGUGGUUGAACUGAAGAAUGAUUUGAGUAUAUGUGGGACCUUGCACUCUGUGGAUCAGUAUCUGAAUAUCAAACUCACAGACAUCAGUGUGACCGACCCAGAGAAAUACCCUCACAUGUUGUCCGUCAAGAACUGCUUCAUCCGCGGCUCGGUCGUCCGCUACGUCCAGCUUCCGGCCGACGAGGUCGACACGCAGCUGUUGCAGGAUGCAGCCCGCAAGGAAGCUCUGCAGCAGAAGCAGUGAGGGCGCAUCCUGCUUUCAAUUUCCCACCACCCCCCCUUCCCCUUUCUGC